This is a messenger RNA of Quercus lobata, 665 nucleotides long. RefSeq names its product methionine aminopeptidase 2B-like. Gene Ontology annotation, cellular component: cytoplasm. The transcript has 5 exons. Gene Ontology annotation, molecular function: metalloexopeptidase activity; aminopeptidase activity. The coding region runs from base 255 to 650 and encodes 131 amino acids. The record is from RefSeq and is a predicted model, not a curated record. NCBI's taxonomy places the organism in Eukaryota, Viridiplantae, Streptophyta, Magnoliopsida, Fagales, Fagaceae.
UGAGGACCUUAUUCUAGCCUUAAUUUCUCUCUUUCUGGUUGAAGUACAUUUUCACUUGGUAGUAUAUAAUUUAUCUUCUUUUACACAGGAAAAAGAAAGAACUACCCGAGCAGACUGAUCCUCCGUCCAUUCCCGUUACUGACGUUUUUCCUUCUGGCGAGUUUCCUGAGGGUGAGAUUCAGCAAUAUAAAGACGAUAACUUAUGGAGGACUACAUCUGAAGAGAAGAGGGAGUUGGAGCGCCUCGAAAAACCAAUGUACAAUUCAGUUCGCCGAGCAGCUGAAGUUCAUCGUCAGGUUCGGAAAUACAUCAAAAGUAUUCUGAAGCCUGGAAUGUUGAUGACUGACCUGUGUGAGACUUUGGAGAAUACAGUCCAUAAGCUAAUAUCAGAGAAUGGUCUGCAAGCUGGCAUCGCUUUCCCUACAGGGUGCUCUCUGAACUGGGUUGCUGCUCAUUGGACCCCAAAUUCAGGAGAUAAGACUGUGCUUCAGUAUGAUGAUGUGAUGAAGUUGGAUUUUGGAACUCAUAUCGAUGGGUGUAUAGUCGACUGUGCAUUUACAGUGGCAUUCAAUCCAAUGUUUGAUCCACAACUUGAAGCCUCUCCUGAAGCAACCAAUACAGGUAUCAAGGUACUGUUCGGUCCCCAAUAAAUCCCUUUGGCGAAU